UCCAUAUGUGUAGUAAACACAGUUAAGUAAUUAAUUCAAUUCAUCAUCAGAGCAUCAGAUGCCCAAUCAAACAAACUACCGCCAACCGCCUACUUCCAAUUCCAUCUAACCAAGUCAACUCAACUCAACUCUCCCCCCUCCACCAUUCCCAUCCUCACCUCCUCAUACCAUCAUCAAGAUAUAUAUACAACACACACACCACCAUCCAUCAAUUACCUGACCAGAACCUCCCAAUGGAUACAAUCAACUCCUUCAAGGGCUACGGCAAAGUGGACCAGGUCGAACAAGCUGCCUUCAGAAGAAAAACCCGCAACCGCAUCCUCAUCCUCACCGCCUCCCUCCUCAUCCUCGCCAUCCUCAUCGUCGUCGGAGCUGUCGUCGGAGUUUCACUCCACAAAAACAAAAAGAACAAGGCCCCAUCUGUUCCAGCUUCCCUUAAGGCCAUCUGCAACCUCACCCAGUACCCCGAUUCCUGCUUCAACACCUUGCACUCUUCCAAUUCCUCCGACCCCAAACUCAUCUUCAAGUUUUCCCUCUCUGUGGCCAUGGCCGCUCUCCAUGACGUCUCCACUCAUUUCCCCGACAACUACAUCAACAAAACCGAUAGCCCCUUAAUCCAAGAAGCGCUCAGAAUCUGCGGCACGGUGCUGAGCGACGCCGCCGAAUCCCUCACCGACUGCAUUUCCGCCAUUGAUGAUGGCGACAAGCUUCAAGUCAGCGACUUGAGGACGUGGCUGAGCACCGUUAUCACAGACCAGGAAACGUGUUUCGAUGCGCUGGACGAGGUAAACGCCGAUUUUGUUGACGAAAUCAAGCUUCUGAUGAACAAUUCCACGGAGCUCGCCAGCAAUAGUUUGGCCAUCGUUUCGAAGGUUCUCGGAUUCUUAGACAAGUUCAAAAUUCCGAUCCACCGGCGCCUCCUGGAAGCCACGGAACCCGCCGGCUUUCCGUCGUGGAUUUCAGCUGGGGAUCGGAGGCUCCUCCAGGCAAGCAAUCCGAGGCCGGAUGUCACGGUGGCGAAGGACGGUAGCGGGACUGUUAGGACUCUGAAAGAGGCGGUGGCGAAGAUCCCCAAGAAGAGUAAAACGCGUUUCGUGAUUUAUGUGAAGGCGGGCACGUACGUCGAAAAUGUAGUCUUGGACAAGUCUCACUGGAAUGUCAUGAUUUACGGCGACGGCAGCACCCGCACCAUUGUUUCCGGCAGCAAGAAUUUCGUCGACGGCACUCCGACCUUCUCAACCGCCACAUUCGCUGCCGUCGGAAAAGGAUUCAUCGCCAGAGACAUCGGAUUCAAAAACACCGCCGGAGCAGCAAAGCAUCAGGCGGUGGCCUUCCGAUCGGGAUCCGACCAAUCCGUCUUCUUCAGAUGCUCAUUCGAUGCAUUUCAAGACACUCUCUACGCUCACUCCAACCGUCAAUUCUACCGUGAUUGCAACAUUGCCGGCACAAUCGACUUCAUAUUUGGCAACGCCGCCGUGGUGUUCCAAAAAUGCGUCAUCUCCCCCCGACAGCCGCUGCCCAAUCAAUUUGUGACCAUCACUGCGCAGGGGAAGAAAGAUCCGAAUCAGAACACGGGCAUUUCCAUUCAGAGGUGCACGAUGAGUCCACUGGACAGGCUGACGGCCCCAACCUACUUAGGUAGGCCGUGGAAAGAUUUCUCCACCACUGUAAUAAUGCAAACAGAGAUUGGGGGAUUCUUGGACCCUGGGGGGUGGAUUUCGUGGGUUAAGAACGUGGAUCCACCGAGGUCAAUAUUUUACGCGGAGUACCAAAAUACUGGGCCUGGAUCAAGCAUCGGCAAUAGGGUGAAGUGGCAGGGGUAUAAACCCAGUCUGACCGCAGCCCAGGCCUCGAAGUACAACGUACAGACAUUCAUUCAAGGCCCGUCAUGGUUGCCAGCUCAGAUGGUGACAUUUGACUCAACCUAGCCUAAGCCUAAGUAGCAUGAUUGAUUUUUGCACGUCCAAGUCCAACAUCUUGCAUCUAUUGUACUGUAUUCUUGAACUUGUACACUUUUUUUGGUUCGUCCGAAUUCCAUCAUCAGUAACAGUAUCAAUAUACAUGUCUAUGUGUA
Molecule: messenger RNA, 2074 nt
Organism: Andrographis paniculata
Lineage: Eukaryota; Viridiplantae; Streptophyta; Magnoliopsida; Lamiales; Acanthaceae
Product: pectinesterase 3-like
Exons: 2
Coding region: 234-1928 (564 amino acids)
Biological process (GO): cell wall modification
Molecular function (GO): pectinesterase activity; pectinesterase inhibitor activity
Source: RefSeq, a predicted model, not a curated record